Molecule: messenger RNA, 942 nt
Organism: Wyeomyia smithii (pitcher-plant mosquito)
Lineage: Eukaryota; Metazoa; Arthropoda; Insecta; Diptera; Culicidae
Product: 52 kDa repressor of the inhibitor of the protein kinase-like
Exons: 3
Coding region: 160-864 (234 amino acids)
Molecular function (GO): sequence-specific DNA binding
Source: RefSeq, a predicted model, not a curated record
AUUAAAAACCUUCAAACGUCAGAAAAACACAGCUGAAGUUAACUCAAUGUUUAUAAAAACAUAAACGAUUUGAGUUUCGACGUUCGUUUUAAGUGAACUGCUGUACCGUAGUUUUAGCUUUUGUUCCACAUUGAAUUUCCAGAGAGCUAAUUAUCAAAAAUGGGUAGAAAAACGUGUUCAGUGCUAUCAUGUUACAACAGAAAAGGACCGAACCGGCAAUUAUCCAUGUUCAGUUUUCCAAUCGAUCCGGAUUUAUGCGAAAAAUGGGUUGAAUUUUGUCAAACAGAUGAGCUCAAUUCUAAGUUAGUUUUACAAGGACCUGCAGCGCUACGAAACACGAGAUUCAUAUGUUCCGACCACUUCGAGAGCAUCUGUUUCAGAAAUCCUUGCAAUACCGCGCAGGGAUUACGGACGGGAAGUAUUCCGACAAUUUCACCAGAAUCUCUCCGCCAACGAACAGAAAAAAACAUGAAACCGAGUAUUACUAAAUCAAAGAUUACAAAUAUUCGCGAGUCCAGUAUCGCAGAAAUACAAACAUGUCAAAUUGAUCAAACAGAUUUAAACGGUAGCACAACGACAGAAAAUGAAGUUGCUUGCCAAUGUGCCGAAGUUAAAUCAUACAAAACGAAAUUGAUCGAGGAAAGAAACCGAGGCACUGCGUUGGUGAAAGAAUGCAAUAUACUCAACACGAAGAUGAAAGAGAUCAGAUCUUCCGGUAGAGCAUAUCGACGAGCUAUCAAAAGAGUGCAGGAUAGCAUCGAAAAUUUAAAAUCCAAAAUGAGACGGAUAGCAGAACAACGGAAUAUUACUCUUAAUUUUAGCUCCGAUGAGACCGAUGAAGAUAACGAGUCAGAAAUGUUAUAAUUUUCAAUAAACACAAUGAAAGCUGAUUGUAUACCUAAGUAUAUUUACAUUAUUUAAAAUAAAACUAUCAUAAAGCUA